AUGCCGCGCCCAACACGCUCCGUGUCCGGGGCCGUCGCCGACGACAAAGAGUUCGGCCCCGAGGUUUCAUCGCGAGGCGGAGGCGAUGGCGAGCCCAAGUCGGGGCGGAUCGUCGACGCUCAGGAGCUGCUGGACGCGAUGACGUGCCCAGUAUCGGGUCUCGUCUUUGUGGACCCGGUGACCACGACCUGCGGGCACACGUUCAGCCGACAGUCCCUGGCGCGGUGGAUGACGUCGACGGGAUCGAACCAGCGGGACGGCGCGGGCCCGUCGUGUCCGACGUGCAGGGCUCCGCUGUACCACGAGUCUCCCCACCAGUGGCCGGUGAACACGGUGCUGGUGGACCUGGCGGAGAGAUUUCUCCGAGACGAGAUGAUCGAGGCGCGGACGCUGACGUACAAGAUGCCCGGCGCGAUCGCGGGUGGAUCGGGGGUGGACGGUGACUCUCAAGCCGGCCAGAUCCUCGGUGAGCUCCCCCUGUUCGUCCUGGACUCCAUGACCCCGGGGCAGGAGCUGACGCUCAACGUGUUCGAGGAGAGGUACAAGCUCAUGAUAAGGCGGUGCCUCCAGGCGACGCGAAAGUUCGGCAUGGUGGGAUUGGCGCGACCCGCGGCGACGCACGGACCGUCACGAGGCGUGGGAGGAGACGGCGGUUUUAGCGUCGAGGCGGGUGAAUCGAACGGGAGGGAUGGCGUCGAAAGGAGGGAAGGCGUCGAAGCGCGCCACGAGCACGCGGGCGCGAGUCGGCUGCUCCGGUACCUCCUCGCCGACCCGUCGCCGCCGGGAGCCCGGGGCGGCACGUUUCACGCCGAUCACGCGGUGGAGUGCGUGAUAACCGCGUUCCAGGAGUUGUUGGACGGGCGGCUCCUGCUCAGGUGCCGCGCCACGCGACACGUGCGCAUCGUGGACUCCAGGGACGAACCCGGAGGCGCGGGAUACACCUGCGCCACGGUGGAGGCGGUGGUCGACUCGGACGUUCACCCGCCCCGCCCGGGACGUCCGUCGAGAGAUGGCGACGCGUCCGGUGGUGACGCGUCGGCGUCGAUCCUCGCGCGCGUGUGCGCCGGGGUAGCGCCGGACGACCUCGCGGACCGGGACCGGGCGAAGAUGCUGCUGAGCAUGGAGAUGGCGGCGGGGAUCCACCACGUGUGGCUGGCGCACGUGGCGGGGCGCACCAUCGGGUGGCAAAGGCCCGUGGACUGUCCCGCCGCGGACGACCUGGAGCGAUGGUCGCCCCCCUCGGACCCGCCGGAGGACUGGGUGCGCUCGCGGUAUCCCGUGCGCGAGAGCGGGGCACUCGGGGGGCGAUCGGGGGUCGAUCGGUUCCCUUCUCCCAACGAUUUCCUGCGCAGGUCGUACGGCGGUGACGUCGAGAACCUGCUCGCGAUGUGCGGGAGCAGGCCGGCGGCGCACAUGCCCACCGAGCUCUCGUGGUGGUUCACCCGAGUGGCCAACCCUCUGCCGCCGCUGGGAGCCGCGCUGGAGCUUCGACCCGACGCGUUGCGGUGCACCAGCGCGACGGAUCGGUUCAGAAACGUGUGGGCUAAGCUGUUCGCGUCCAUGGUAUCCCGCCACGGCCUCAAGCCCACGCAGUUCAGGGGCGCGAGACCCAUGGCCGACGCGACGAUCGCGAGCCUCGUGUGCGAGGCGCUCGACCCCGACCCGGCCACCGCGUUCGGAGCGGUGUGGUACCCGGCCAUCGCCGAGCUCAGGGACCGCGGAACAACUACCGCGACAGUUCCGUCGUCGUCUGAUGGCGCGCCGCCCGUGAUACAAUACGAGGGUGCCGUGGAGGAUUCCGAAGGACGCGCGUACAGACGAGCGCGGGUCGAGGACGUCGAGGCGUUGAUCGACGCGGUGACGCGAACCCUGGAGCUUCCAAUCGCCGCCGACGAGUGGUCACCCGUAGAGGGAAGGUUCCUUUCGUACGUGUACGUGUCGCCGAGCGAUUUCGAGGGACCCGGACCCGCCAUGCGAUUACCCCCGGUUCCCCCCGACGUCGAUCGCGAGGGACCCGGACGAUCGACGCGCGUACCCCCGGUACCCCCGGCGAGCCCCGGAUCGCGAUCGACGGCCCGCUCUGGAAUUCUCGGCGGGCCCGGGUCGGCGGGUGGGCUCGCGGCGGUCGCCCGGCGGGGCGGCGUGCCCGCGGUGUGCUGGUGCCUGCACCUGAGGCUGUCGUCGAUGCUUCCGGUGGAGUGGGACGACGCGGUGUCGCGCAUCGCCGCGGCGUUGCGGGGCUUGGAUCCCACGCGCGGGGCGCCCGCGGUGGAGGGUACCGUCGUCCCGAUUCCCGAGUACGCGCCCCAGCCCGGGGACUGGUUCUCGGCGGGGAAGUGCGUGGGACGGCGACGCGCGCGACUGGCGGGGCGGGUCGGGGCGUCGUACGGUAGGGUCGCGGGUGCGACGGUGGGCGCGGUCGUGUGGGCGUACUACGUGGUGUGCGAGCUCUUCCUGUUGACGGCGCUGGCGCUCGGGCUGUUUGGGCGCCCCGGGCGCAAUCGAUUCCCGCAGUCGUUUGUGAGGGGCGCCGCCUUGGCACUCGCGGCUGCGGCGCUCUUCGGCGUCCUCUCCUACGUGCCGUAGCGAUGCGUGACAUGAAUUUGAACGCCAACGUCGUGACUCUGCUAUUACAAUCCGUAGCCCUCUAGCUAGGAGACUUUCGCUCACUCCUCGGAUGGGAUCA
Micromonas commoda is the source of this 2686-nucleotide messenger RNA. RefSeq lists its product with no specific name. Lineage: Eukaryota; Viridiplantae; Chlorophyta; Mamiellophyceae; Mamiellales; Mamiellaceae. Bases 1 to 2586 code for a protein of 861 amino acids. The record is from RefSeq and is a predicted model, not a curated record. The transcript has 2 exons.